AAGCUCGUCUGGAAGGCGCACCGCCGUGUCUGCGGACCGGACAAGGCCAAGCUGUUCAUGUGGCCGCUCCUGUCGCAGCUCGAGGCCGACGAGAUCAUGGCCCACAUGAGCGACCCGAGCGCGUGGAUCACGGUACUCGCACCUCCCUGUACAUCGGUGGAAGACGGGCUCAAGUACGGUCUCGAGGUCAACGUGUCGGAGCUUCCUGCCAUCAUCCGCGAGUGCACUGUGGGCACGGCAGAGCCCGUCCUCGUGACUCGCACGACCCGCUCGGCGGUCCUCGAGGUCCUGCGGGCGCUCGAAGCCCUUCGUCUCGGCAUCGGUCCGAGCACUAUCGUGCCCGUCACGUCGGGCAUCGAUCCCGUCAUGGUCACCGCCUUUCACGACCUGUUCAUCGCGAACGACGUUGGGACUUUGGCCGAGCCGUGGCGCCCCCUGCAUCGCCACCUAACGCUCAUCAUCUUCUUCCUCCUUGACCUGUGGGACCGCUCGGCGGGCAAAGAGCCGCCGUCCGAGUGGUUCGACCGCCUGUUCGCCCGCUACAACGACUUUGUGCGCGUCAAGAUCGCCCCGACUCAGCCUCAACUCGCGUCGACCCUGAACGUCGGCACGUCGGCGAGCGAGAUCCUGUCGGCCCGGCUGCAGGUGGCGUCGAAGCGUGCGGCGUAG
Rhodotorula graminis WP1 is the source of this 669-nucleotide messenger RNA. RefSeq lists its product as uncharacterized. Lineage: Eukaryota; Fungi; Basidiomycota; Microbotryomycetes; Sporidiobolales; Sporidiobolaceae. The annotation marks the transcript as partial. The record is from RefSeq and is a predicted model, not a curated record. The transcript has 3 exons.